This is a messenger RNA of Prorocentrum cordatum, 2679 nucleotides long. The record is from the annotation of a GenBank genome assembly. Lineage: Eukaryota; Dinophyceae; Prorocentrales; Prorocentraceae.
GAGGUGGCCCAGAUGAAGAAUGACAAAGAUGUGAACGUCGGCGAGCACUGGGCUAUCGCGGAAGGGGUGAUUGGAGGCGAUGCCAAAGACGUCAUCCAGACAGACGUGGUUGCUUCGAGCUGCAAUUCCAUCGACAUGGAGUACUCGCUCGUCGGCCUGACCAAGGCAGAGUUCAAAUCGCACUUCGGCAAAACACCUGAGGAGUGCGACAUCAAGCUGAGGGACCUUCCGAGACCAAAUGGAUCCAUGUUCAAGGGUGUGCUUAUGAGGAACCCGAUGGCCCCAUGGGUUACAUGCACCGUCAAGUCGACGCGCGGCGCGAGCUCGAAACGUCUCGAGCUGGAGGGUUCUCAGCAGAAGUUCGAGCAGCAGGCCGUUCAGAUCAGCAAGCUCAAGAUUAACGAGAUGGAGAAGGAUAAGCUUGUGACAGCGAUGCGGAACUGCACGGUGACCCAAGAGGGGAUCCUUGCGAAGUUGGUGCAGAUGGGCGCCCCUAUUCAUGAUCGCGUCGUCGGGGCGCUCGCUGGCAAUGCGAGGCAGGCCGCCCCGAGGAACGAGACUCCCCAGGACCUUGUGGCCAGGAAGAAGGCUUCCCUUCCGAUCGAGCAGAUGCUGGCCAGCAAAAAGUCGCACGGCACGCAGAUCCGUUUCGCCAACGCUGCGUUGAAGAUUGUCAAGGAUAAGGGGCUCACGGCUUUGCACGACGAGCUCAAGGACCACAUCCAGCUAGCUGUUGCAGCACAUUGGUUCUGUGAGAACAGCCUCAGGUCGACAGAGUGGACAGAGAUCGUGAAGAGGACCGGCGUCCUGCACGAGAACGAGGUCGACUUCCCGUCUGCGUUCAAGGAGGAGCUUCACGACAGGAAGACCCAGGAGAUCAUCAAGAAUGACAAGAUCGACGUCAUCGAGUGCACUGCUGUGCUGGCCGUGGCGAAGGCUGCCAAGCUCCUGUCCGACUUCUACGUUUCCGUCGGGCACUACAUCGAUGGCGGUAGCGACAAGUGCGGGGACCUGAUCGAAUUCUCGGGGAAGGCGCAGAGCUCCCUCACUGCUGACCUCGACAACCUCCCAGAGGAGAUGGACGCCGUGGCAUCGGAAUUGGAGUUCGUGCACAAGUGUUUUCGGAUGAUGGGCGAUGGUGACGUUGACUGCCUCGAGAGCAUCGUCGAACUGAACAACAUCAAUGUCAAGGACAACAAGCGUGAAUGUAGUAGCAAACGUGCCUUUGCCAAAAGCGUGCGGAAAUCUCCCUUCUGGUGCGCGCGGCUGAAGGAUGUCAUCAAGUACAAGGAUGGAAUCGAGAAGCACGUGCCGAACAUGAAGGCCGUGAAGAAGUUCGCGUACAAGGGCCAAGACCUUCCUGACGAUUUCUUCGCGGCCACAGCGCAGCAAGCUUUCGAUGAAGCGACUGUCUUGCGCGAGAUCAGGUACCAAGUGCCAAGCUGGAUGAUCAAUGACUUUCUUGAUGCAGUCGACGAGAACAUCAAGAACAUGCACAAGAUUUGGUGGACUACUAGGGGUCAUGCUGGCGCGACCAGUGAUGAAUUGUCGCAUUGGUCGAGGGUGGUCAGUGUUGCCCAGCUGGCUUUACCGACAUCGUCGAGUACGUGGGCGGCAAUGUGGGCAGACAUCAAGGCUGCCAGCGAGCGCACUGACAAGGCCAACGCACUGAAGCGCCUGACUGCAAUCAUACAGGAAGACCUGACGGGAGACCCAAUGCCAGAGAAAGACGUCGACGCGAUGGAUGAGGCUCUCACCUUCCUCCUGUCAAAGAGCUCAUGCGGCGACGGCUCCGACUUACCUGGGUUAUCAGACGAACAGAGCAGGGCCGUAUUGCGGUCAACCACUGGCCAUUGCAUGACGCAUGCCAACACAUUCAAGCCGAGGGAGCAGCGCCAGCUCAAGAUUGCCAGCUUCGUGUGUCGGUUGGUUGACGUCUUUGGGGAUCUCGGCAAGAUUUCGGCAGGCGAAGCUAAACUCAUGAAGGAGUGGACAGACAGCCUUCACAACACGAUCAACGAGUACUUCCAGAUGGGCGCCACAACGAAGGAGAGGAUCCAGAAGGACGUCGAUUGCAAGGCCUUUCGGGCGGCCUUCCAGGCCGUGGAACGUUCCGAUGAGCUUUACAAGAACACGACCAAAGAUGAGAAGAACGCAUUGGUGAGCGAAGCCCUCGGGAUCAAAGCCCAUCUGCUGGAUGACAAGGACAGCGUGAUCACUUCAUCGCAUCAGCCCGUGUUGUCUGCCCUCGCCAGCCUGAAGACCAUGUACAAAGGUGGAGGGGACGGCACGUCGUGGGCGGGUGGCUUCAACGGCAAAACGAAAGCGGCGCUCUUGAAACACGCAGAUGCCACGUUGAUGGAGUUCAACGGAGACGAGCCCAAGACCCGCAACGAUGCAUUGAAGAGCCACUUCGAGCAUUACGGGGCCACCUUGAACACGUUCAAGACACCGAUGCCAGCCGAUGACGCCAAGGCGGUGACCGACGCGAUCACGAUCGCGGAGAGGACGAUGCAGGAGGCCAUCUGCAUCCACGCGCUCAAGGGCGAGACGGGGAGCGAGGUGGGCCGCCGCCGCAAGAUGAAGCCGCUCUUCCAGAAGCUCGAGACCUUCGAGGGCGCCAACGAGGUCCUCCUGUCGGUGAUGUCGGCGGCGCUCGGCGCGCAGCCGAAAGCGAAG